Messenger RNA from Thlaspi arvense, 270 nucleotides. Lineage: Eukaryota; Viridiplantae; Streptophyta; Magnoliopsida; Brassicales; Brassicaceae. The record is from the annotation of a GenBank genome assembly.
GAACAAGUACGGAGUUCUCCAUCCCGUAUAAAUAAAUCAACCUUGCAUGCUCAAAAGUCUACUACUAGACGUCCUAAUCGAAAAAGAAUCAACUUAGAGAGCCAAGUUCAAACUGGAUUUCAACAUCUUGAAGAGUCUCGAACAAGCUUAUUGGAUACGUUGCCGGUUGAACCGAUGUGGAAAUUUUGGUGGGAAGCAAAUAGGCUGUUGAUGAAUGACGAAGAUGUUCGUGAUGGAUUUAUGAAAUUACGGAGUGAAGAAAAUAAAAUU